AUGGCCUCCAAUAUGUCCCAAUAUCUCCCGCAGACGAGGUCUCAGCUCAAGCCACGUCGGCAUCAUGGCUACUCAGUUGUUCUCUUCAUUCUUGGCACUCUCCUACCUCCACUGGCCGUGGCGGCUAGAUUCGGCAUUGGGACAGACUUUUGGUUGAAUGUCAUCUUGACGAUUUGCGGCUACAUUCCAGGGCAUGGCCACAACUUUUACAUCCAGAACAUCCGAAACAACAAGACUCACGCCCGUACGCCAAAAUGGGCGCAACGCUAUGGCCUCAUCGACACCACCAAAAUUCAGCGUAAUGAGCGCAAGUCGCAAUGGUCGAGCCGCUAUAAUGAUCGUCUUCCGCGCUCCACACUAGAAGGGGCUCCCUAUGCUGAAGGGCAGGAACAAGGCUCCUCAGCGAGUCUCUCUUCUGAUCCCCAACCGACCAACCGAACACAAACCAAUAAUGGAGAAUUAUGGGGCUCACAAGACGAGCAAUAUUAUAAUACAGACAAUUCUUCUCGCUCCUCUGGUCGCUGGCACUACCCUGCCAACUUUGACGAUGCAGCGCUGACAACCGACACGCCAAAGAAGAAGAAGAAGAGCGCAAAGAAGGACCGUUGGGCACGGACAGAGGACGCGUACUCGAUUACGGAAGAGCAAUCACGUAAGAAGCGUAGCAAGAAGAAGAAGAGUCAACCAUCGAUGUACUCAGCGGAAAGUCUCGAUGGUCCUGAGCCAGCAGAGGGUGGCCACUAUGGACCUGGUGGUGGUCGAUCCACCAACAACCAACAGCAGCAACAACAACAACCUACGACCCAGAAUGCGGAUGACAUCUUCAGCCACGAGUUUUAG
This is a messenger RNA of Mycena indigotica, 840 nucleotides long. RefSeq lists its product as uncharacterized. The record is from RefSeq and is a predicted model, not a curated record. NCBI's taxonomy places the organism in Eukaryota, Fungi, Basidiomycota, Agaricomycetes, Agaricales, Mycenaceae. The coding region runs from base 1 to 840 and encodes 279 amino acids. Gene Ontology annotation, cellular component: membrane. The transcript is spliced from 4 exons.